GCCUGAAGCCUGGAUGGUGGCUUUUACUCUGAUUUAUUUUAUUUAUUUAUUUAUUUUUUUUGAGUUCUGAAGAUAGUCCUGGACAGAGUGGAGUGCAUACUAUGUGCAGAGUAGAGACCUGUGUUUAUCCGGUGCAGUGGUUAAUCGGCAAUUGCUGUAUAUUCCUUUCUGCAGAGUGAGUGCAGAGUAGUACAUAGCACAUAAUGUGCAAGUACAAACACGCACAGACCAGAGAAGAUUGCUUCCGAUCGAAUGGUUCAGAUCCUUUCCUACAGUAUAGCUCUUUCCGGUACAGAGUACUGAGCACAGAGUAUGCGGAGUACCGUACGAACUUCACCUUACAAGAUCCCACAGCGGCAGAAAGCUCGGCCAUGGCAUUGCCUAUCAGAGAAGGCUAUGUCGAGUCAGUCGCUUCGAGCUUGACGUGUGGUAUUAUCCCGAACUUGCCACCCCCAGAUUCAGAUCGAGCCGAGCCAUUUUCCCUCGGAAAGGACGGAACACGGUCCAAUUAUCUAUGGAGGAAUAGGGUACUCUGUAGACAAGCAAGCAAACAAGCAGGAAUCGAUUACGUGGCGCAUGAGCUCUGCAUUAAGGCCAAUGCAGGGGUACGCCAUGUGACCCUGAUUUACUUGCUAGAGGCAGAGGAGGGGAAGACAUGUGCGGGGCUCCAUGGCGCUUAUUUGCGUAUUUGGGACGAGGGCUGGCUGGAUCGCGAAUUAGCAAAUUACACAGCAUCCUGCAUACAAAUCAGACAGCAUACGCAUUACAGUAAGCAAACCGACAAAUCAGGAAACAAAUUACGAACACAACCGACCACAGCGCCUCAUUCCAAAGAGCAAAGCCGCCCCGAAAACAUGGAAACGAUGGUCCAUUUCCGGUUGAAUUGUGACACCUCCUUGCAGAGGAGGAGGGAGGUCCAAGCAGUAGUUCGACAGGCAGCAAGAGGUUCGCGAUACAGUAAAACAAAGUCACGGAUGCGGAUUAUCAAGCAGUCUGGUAGCGUCGGAGAGCCCGAUCAUGCAUAUCUACCUGAUUUACUGAUUCAUAAGAUAGUCCAGUCCAUCGAGAGAGAACACCCCGUAUCCAGGGAUAAGGAGAACAUUUCCGUAUGUCUAGACUCAACUAAACUAGCACAUGGGUCGGAAUCAGUUGACCCGCAUUUUGACGGAAAAUUGUGGCCCAACGUAUAUCGUAUCUAUUUGAUUGAUAUAUCAUAUGUACCAGCGUUGGCCGGCCCGUCAAAGAAUGCAGCGCAGCCGUCACCGCCAGGAGACAGGAAAGUAGGAGCGAUGCGACCGAGGCAAGUGAGGCUAGUGGCCGAGAUAUUCGGUCAGGGCGCAUGAUACAGUAGACGAACAGUAAUAAAAAAAUUUUCAUUUCUGUUUAUAUCUUUCCAGAAUAGUAGAUCCGAUCGCGAUAUGACAUCUUCAGCAUCAAAACAACAGCUGCGCCACACGGGGAUGCUCGGAUGCCGGAAACACCGAUGACAGGACGAUCCACAAGAGACAAGACUAUUUUUGUGGCGCAGUGAAAAUGUGGCUGUUAAUGUUUUCUUUUUUUUUUUUUUU
Molecule: messenger RNA, 1568 nt
Organism: Aspergillus glaucus CBS 516.65
Lineage: Eukaryota; Fungi; Ascomycota; Eurotiomycetes; Eurotiales; Aspergillaceae
Exons: 10
Coding region: 204-1343 (379 amino acids)
Source: RefSeq, a predicted model, not a curated record